AUGUCUCACUCAGGUGCUCAGGGCAGCAUUGGCAGCCACUCUGCCAUAGGACUGCGCUCUCACAAGAUGCACCUCUACGAAUACGAGAACUUCCAGGGCCGUAAGAUGGAACUGACUGCGGAGUGCCGUAACCUGUGUGAGAAGGGUUUUGACAAGAUUGGCUCCAUCAGAAUAGAGAGUGGACCCUGGGUGGGUUUUGAGCAGCAGAACUUGACGGGUGAGAUGUUCAUUCUGGAGAAGGGAGAGUUCCCUCGUUGGGAUACCUGGUCCAACAGCUACAGGUCUGACCGCAUGAUGUCCGUCAGGCCCGUCCGCAUGGACCCCCAGGACCACAAGAUUUGCCUCUAUGAGUGUAUGAACUUUGAGGGCCGUAAGAUGGAGGUGUGUGAUGAGGACAUUCCCAGCCUGUGGUCUUACGGCUUCCAGGACCGUGUGGCUAGCAUCCAGGUCACCGGUGGAACCUGGGUGGGGUACCAGUACCCCGGCUACCGUGGUUACCAGUAUGUGUUUGAGAUGGGCCCAUACAAGCACUGGAAUGAAUGGGGAGCUCACCACCCCCAGAUUCAGUCCAUCCGCAGGGUGAGGGACAUGCAGACGCAUCGCAGGGGCUGCUUCGAGAUGACCGCAUAG
This is a messenger RNA of Lampris incognitus (smalleye Pacific opah), 630 nucleotides long. It is a transcript of the gene crybb1l3, whose product is annotated as crystallin, beta B1, like 3. The record is from RefSeq and is a predicted model, not a curated record. Gene Ontology annotation, biological process: visual perception; lens development in camera-type eye. Gene Ontology annotation, molecular function: structural constituent of eye lens. The coding region runs from base 1 to 630 and encodes 209 amino acids. The transcript has 5 exons. NCBI's taxonomy places the organism in Eukaryota, Metazoa, Chordata, Actinopteri, Lampriformes, Lampridae.